AUGUGUCAUGGUUUGACAACAACGCAGACAAGAGAACUAGCUUACCAAUUUGCAGUAGCUAAUAAAAUAGUUACACCACCAGAAUGGAAUAAAAAUAAUAAAGCAGGCAUCCACUGGCUUCAUGGAUUUAUGAAUCGCCACAAAGAACUGUCACUACGCCAGCCCGAAAGUACAUCCUUAAGUAGAACGUCCAGUUUCAAUAAAACGAACACAACAACUUUCUUUUUAAAUUUAGAAAAAUUGUAUAAGAAACACAAUUUUGCACCUAACAUGAUAUGGAAUCUCGACGAAACAGGGUGCAUGACAGUUACGAAACCACCAAAAGUAAUAGCUGUACGAGGUACGAAACAAGUGGGACAAAUUGCUUCGGCAGAAAGAGGCACACUAAUAACAGUCCUUUUUUUUAUCAAUGCUUCAGGGGAGACAAUUCCCCCUGUAUUCAUAUUCCCACGAGUCUAUUUUAAAGAUAAUAUGCUUAAGGGAGCUACCGUUGGCUCCAAAGGAAUGGUAAAUCCUUCUGGUUGGAUGACCGAAGAAAUAUUUGUGGAAUCCUUGAAACAUUUUAUAAGUCAUGUUCAACCAACCAUCGACAAGAAAGCUUUAAUUAUUAUGGACAAUCACGCAUCUCAUGUGAAUCUACAAGUUUUGAGUGUGCAAGAAAAAACCACAUAA
Molecule: messenger RNA, 672 nt
Organism: Sitophilus oryzae (rice weevil)
Lineage: Eukaryota; Metazoa; Arthropoda; Insecta; Coleoptera; Curculionidae
Exons: 1
Coding region: 1-672 (223 amino acids)
Cellular component (GO): nucleus
Molecular function (GO): DNA binding
Source: RefSeq, a predicted model, not a curated record